AUUUCCGGAGUGUUCUUCGUCCUCCGACCGCUGUGUGAGCUCAGCAGCAGCAGCAGCCUGGAUGCGCUUUGCAAUUAGACGAGGUUGGUGGACAUGAACCUGGCAAUGCCUCGAUCACGCGCUCUCCGUUGAAGAGCUCGGGUGUGAUGCCGGUUGAGCUUCAGCACCCUCCCCUCGGAGCGCUUCGAUUGCACACCGACUGCGGGGGGGAUGUUUGGUGUUCAAGGAGGUGUGAGGGAGAGGUGAUUGAUGUGGAGGCGUUGGAGGGCGAGGUGGAGGGAAGUGGGAGGCCUAGAAGAAGGAGAGGAGGCAAUGUGGAGGGGGACGACGAGCGGAGGAGCGGUGCUGGAGGAGUUUUGGAGUGGCAUCAAGAACGGGUGGGAGUGGUGUCUUCGUCCCCACCUUCCUCUGUAGCAAAUGUUCAGGAGGCGAAAACAGGGAAGAAAAAGGAACCCGUAAAUGUACAGAAUUAUGGAGGGCUUCCUCCGACAGAGAAGGUCAAAUUGGUGCAUAAACCUCGAACCAUGGAGAUCACAUCACGGUACAAAACCGCAACUAUAGCUUCUCCUACUUUAACCACACCUGCCAGUCGCCGUCCCUCACCCCUCAGGCAAUCAUCCCCGUCAUCUCGCCAAUCGUCUCCAGCUCGAAAUCGGAGCUCCAGUUCUGGUUCCAGUAACGGUACAAAAGGAGGUUUAGAAAGUCACCUUCGCCAUCCAUCUCCUAACACGGGGCGUAGUACCAAUGCACCGGAACUCACAAAGCGUGCCUUUUCAACGGAGAGGACGAGACGACCAUGGCCUGCUGUCAUUCCAUCGGAGAUCAAACCAGUCUCGACGGUCUCCUCAUCGGUCGGACUCGCUUCCCUCACCAAAGCUCGUCCGCAGUCCAGAGGCCCUGAAUUGUGGCCUUCCAUGUCUGUAGUCAAGCAGAGUGUGGACACCAACAGCGAAAGUGCGAGUGAUAGGAGUGACUGUCAAUCAGAGGGGGGAAAGGAGAAAGAUUUAACUAACAAAGUUUCAAAGCACACCCCAAAAUCUACUGGAAGCGGAACUGUGAACGGAAAUAUAUCUGGGUCUCCUUCUCGAAAAGGUUCCCCUAUGCGGCGUCAGAGCAUCGUUCAGUCCGAGAAUGCGCGACCUACAGAGAAUUCUCAUUCCAAACCAGACCAGCAGAGAUGGCCCGGGAUGAGUACAGGGAAGAUCUUAAAUACAUCCAUGAAUAGGAAUUCUGAUCUUGGUGUGGAGAAGGAACGGCCUCUUGCUCGAUCUGUGGCAAUGACAACACAAAGUCGUCCAGGGACCCCUUCUUCACGAAUAAAGGCCACCCUUUCUCGCAGUUAUAGUCGAUCUGGUGACAGUGAGGGGCCUGUUGCACCGUCUGGUCAGGUAGCGCUAAGGCGCAACCCUACUCCUACUAGAGGUGGAGCGGGGACGACAGGGAGUGCAGCCCGGGAACCUGUGAUCAACAAUAAUUGCAGUGGUAACGCCGAUGCUGCCCAUGUAAGUGGAAAUGGCACAGGUGCAACAGACCACGCUACACAUGCCCGCCGACUUUCACAGGAAUCUGUUGCCACAGUCGAUUCACUUUCUACACCUGCUGAAACUAUGUCGGAUGUUGAGAGCGUGUCUUCGGCUGGAUCUGUACCCGGAAGUCGAAAUGUUCGGGGAACCACUGUGCCUGCUCGUGUGUGGCAGGAUACGAACACCAGAUUACGACGGCUCUCUGAAGGGGAGCGAAACCGGACAUCUGACGCAGCUGAUCUUCCAGCAGUUGCCAUUGCCCCUGUGAAGACAUUCAGGCGCAUGAAGGUAUUGCCUCACCAAUCUGCUGUGAGUUUGCUCAUGAAUCAGAGUAUGAAUCAAAGCAUGAACGGGAGCACGACAUCUGCGUGGGCGCUCUCUCCUGGUCGGAUGUCAGGUUCUGUCCCAUCAACCCCACAUCCACCUUCUUCACCUUCACAUUCGAAGGGUACGUCACCGCUAAGGAGAUUGCCUAGCCCGCAGAGAUCACGACCUGUGAAUGUAGCAGCUGCAGCAUUGGCAGGCACUGCUCGUAGUUUAGGAAGUACCACAUUGAACUUCGGGAUUGAUGGUCGAAGUAGAGGGAAGAAGGCUUUGACACAACAAGAAGAAGUCCAGCUCCUGAGAAUUCUUCACAAUCGGUGGCUACAAUGGCGUUUCGUGAAUUCACGAGCUGAAGCAGUUAUGAGUUCGCAAAAAGCAGCCGCCGAGAGGCAGCUGUUCAAUGUGUGGGUUAAAACAUCGGAGUUGCGCACUUCAGUGGCUAUGCAGCGUAUUAAACUCCAGCAAGCACGGCAGGCUCACAAGCUCCGCUCUAUACUGUCCACACAUGCAACCUAUUUGGAAAAUUGGAAAACCUUAGAGGAGGAGCACUCAAAUGCACUAACGGGAUGCAUGGAAGCCCUAGAAUCUGCAAUUUUGAGAGUCCCAAUGACAGGAGGUGCCCGGGCCGACGUGCAAGCCAUAAAAGAAGCUCUUAACUCAGCUGUAGAUGUGCUCAAUGCGAUUGAAGGCUCUGUCCAUUUCCUUUUACCUAAGACACAGAAUAUGGACGCGCUAUUAUCACAGUUGGCAGAGACAGCAGCACAAGAGAGGGCUUUGCUAGAGGAAUGUGGAGAUCUCUUAUCUGUAGCUGCUUCUUUGGAGGUGGAGGAGCGUAGCCUGCGCACACAUCUGAUCCAAUUGGAAAACGAAAGACUAAGAGCUUCAUGAAGCCACACCUGCAGACCUUGGAAUAAGGAUGUCUAUCUCGUCAUACCUGUCCACACCAUCAGGGUAAUCUCGUGUGCCUGAUUACUCAAAGAUCAGCAUCGAUCUCCAAUCGUGCUCGCCCUUGCUUAGGAGAAACCUCCCCAGCUCGGACAAAUGCAAGUUUACAAGGAUGAGAACCCGACUGCGUGAGCUUCUUCUGCAGAUGGAUUUGUGUAGAGAAACUGGAAAGUGGGUUUGUAGCCGGGUCGCUUUUCGAAACCCAUCGUCCGUCUAUGAAGCUGAAGGCAAGUGCCGGAAAUGCACGCUCCUAUACUGUUUGGCCUCACCUUCGCCAUUCAGAACAGUAUUUAUGUGACUUACGCCGAUCAACAUAUGCCGUUCUUCCGUGAGUGCAGGCUUUUAAGUCGUACUUGAGUAAGAAUGCCAUUCUUACUGUCGCUUAUUGCAAAAUAACUGUUUUCAAACUGAAAAGACAGUAGAGUUAUUCUUGCCCUCGCUGUAUUGCUGGUUGCUAGAAAGAUUCUCAUAUCAGUCAGGCUUUGCGAAUGACCUAAAUAGUGCCACAUAUCUCCGUUCUUUGCAAAGAACGCCAGGUGAGGAGCCCAGUCUUUUCUUUCUGUUUUUAUUUAGCAGUCUUGUGCUCUCUUGUGUACAGUAUUAAUUUACUGGGUCCCUGUUUUUGCACUUCUUGAGCACACCUACGACUUUCUAAAGCAUCCAAGUGAUGUGGUGUCCUUGGAAGGGCGAUGAUAAAGUGACCAAUCCUAUGAAUUUGAUAUUUUCUGUUGAGUUCCACAUGAAAUUCCAAACUCAAUUUCCAGAGGA
Physcomitrium patens is the source of this 3560-nucleotide messenger RNA. RefSeq lists its product as uncharacterized. Gene Ontology annotation, cellular component: nuclear microtubule; cytoplasm. Gene Ontology annotation, biological process: spindle assembly. The record is from RefSeq and is a predicted model, not a curated record. NCBI's taxonomy places the organism in Eukaryota, Viridiplantae, Streptophyta, Bryopsida, Funariales, Funariaceae. Gene Ontology annotation, molecular function: microtubule binding.